Messenger RNA from Apus apus (common swift), 1377 nucleotides. RefSeq names its product sushi domain containing 3 (gene SUSD3). Gene Ontology annotation, cellular component: plasma membrane. The transcript has 5 exons. The coding region runs from base 130 to 933 and encodes 267 amino acids. NCBI's taxonomy places the organism in Eukaryota, Metazoa, Chordata, Aves, Apodiformes, Apodidae. The record is from RefSeq and is a predicted model, not a curated record.
GGCCCAGCCCAGCCCCCCGGCCCAGCCCGGCCCCCCGGCCCGGCCCCCGCGCAGGGCGGGCGGAGGCGGAGCAGCUGCACCUGCCGGGCCGUGCGGGGCGGUGCGGGGCCGUGCGGGGCUGGCGGGGCGAUGCCGGCGGCCACGGCGCCGGGGCUGGACGUGCCGCGCUCUGCCGCGCCCGGGCGGGACAGCGGGGACCCCCGCGGAUACACAGGGCAGUGCAGCCGCGUCUCCCCUCCCCAGCUGGGGACACUGCAGAUCCUGCACGGCAACGGCACGGCCCUGGGGACAGUGAUCACCUUCCAGUGCUCUGCUGAGCACCAGCUGGAAGGGCCGGGGGUCAUCUCCUGCGUUUGGGAAGGGAACAGCACCCGGUGGACAGCUGGAGUGCCCUCUUGCAAGCCCAUAUCAAAAUAUGAGACAUUUGGAUUUAAGGUUGCAGUGACUGCCUCCAUCGUGAGCUGUGCUAUCAUUCUGCUGAUGUCCAUGGCUUUUUUAACUUGUUGUCUUAUCAAGUGUGUGAAGAAAAGCGAGAGGAGGAGGACUCAAAGAGAUAUGCAGCUGUGGUACCAGCUCAGGACUGAAGAACUAGAGCACAUGCAAGCUGCUUACUUUGGUUUUAAGGGAAGAAACAAUAACAACAACACCAAGAAACUCAGGAAUAAAUCCGUAUUUGCUGAUGUGACUGACAUGGCAUACGAUAACCAAGGCUUCUGCAGGUUCCAGGAGGAGUGGGCUCAGGACACCAGAGCUCCUGGGUGUUGCAAAGCCAAGGAUCACCCACCUGGGUUAGCCAGGAGCAGUCGAGCUCCCGUGAAGCAGGCGGUGCUGGGGAGCAGCCCCGCGGCACCCGCAGUCGGUGCCAUCCACGUUAUUGAAGUCUGUGGACAUAAGGAGAGUUGCAACAGACCAAGCUGCCAGGUACCUGGGUAGCUGGUGUCUGAACUACAGCUGCUCCUCUGGACCAAAAUCAAAUCUGUAUAGAAAUAUGUGCCUUAAAGACAAGACAGAAAGUUAAUUAUUCAUAUGGAUUGGAAAGUUUUCUAUAUCCGAAGAUGGUUGUUUAACAGAAAUGCUUCAAGGUCCAAUAAGAAAAUAAAAGAGUGACUGUUGAGGCCAGCAGUCCAUAGCCAUUCCCUGUGGUGGGCUCUCUGUUGUGACCAUGGCAAAAGCAUAACAUCAUUUUUCUGCACACCCAGAGAGAAGUGGUGCCACUUUGGAUACUUGUCUCAUACAAACUCACUGAUGAUAAUUACACAUUUGAUUGCAACCUUCUUUUAACCAGUGCUUUUUGUAAGCAUUUCAAAGUGAAAAGUCCCCCAUAUUUUUACACAAUAGUAUGGUAGAACUGCAAUAAAAUGUUGCUUUUAAGUAAAA